AUGGGCAACGACGGCGGCAGCAUCCCAACACGCCGCGAACUAGUCAAGGAGGCGGCGCGCAAUCCGACUACAGCGCAGGUGAAGGAGGCGCGGGCGGAGCAGGCCGGGUAUGGAUGGUCCACCGAUCCCAUCUCGCGCGAGCCACUUGUCGCGCCAGUAGUAUCGGACAGCGCAGGCAAGCUGUACAACAAGGCAACCAUCAUUGAAUUCCUGGUCGAGGGUGCGCGCAAGGACGACGCCGAAGCUCAACUACACGGCGCAGUCAAGAGUCUCAAGGACGUCGUCGAGGUCAAGUUCGAGACGGACAGCGAAAAUCCCGGCAAGUGGAAGUGUCCCAUCACCGGCGAAACCCUUGGACCGGCGAGCAAGGCGGCGUACAUUGUGCCAUGUGGGCACGCCUUCUCUGGUGCUGCCAUCAAGGAGGUUUCUGGCGAGAAGUGCCUCACGUGCGAGACUGAGUACGCGAGCAACGAUGUGAUCCCCAUCGUUUCUGUCACGGAAACGGAUAUCGCACGGCUGCAACUGAGGGCCAAAACGCUGGCUGAGAAGGGGCUGAGUCAUUCGCUAAAGAAGAUCGCCGGCGGGAAGAAGAGGAAGAAGGGCGCUGAAGACACGGAGAAGAACAAAUCAGAGGCCGGUACGGACAUCAGUAGUACCAUCAAUAACGCUUCCACUGCGAGUAUCGCCGCCAAGGUUCGGGAGGAGCAGGAGAAGAGCAAGAAGCGGAAGACGGAGAGCGAGAACGUGCAGAGUCUGUUCUCCUCUCGCGAUCAGAGCAAGCCAAUGGGCAAAAGCUCCGACUUCAUGAGUCGUGGCUACAGUCUACCGACUGCGGCGAAGCAAUGA
Messenger RNA from Ramularia collo-cygni, 846 nucleotides. RefSeq lists its product as uncharacterized. The transcript has a single exon. NCBI's taxonomy places the organism in Eukaryota, Fungi, Ascomycota, Dothideomycetes, Mycosphaerellales, Mycosphaerellaceae. The record is from RefSeq and is a predicted model, not a curated record. Gene Ontology annotation, cellular component: nucleus. Bases 1 to 846 code for a protein of 281 amino acids. Gene Ontology annotation, biological process: mitotic DNA replication termination; site-specific DNA replication termination at RTS1 barrier.